Symbiodinium pilosum is the source of this 1386-nucleotide messenger RNA. Lineage: Eukaryota; Dinophyceae; Suessiales; Symbiodiniaceae. The record is from the annotation of a GenBank genome assembly.
AUGGCAGUUGAACUCGGGGAGGCUGACCUGGCCUUUCUCCACACUGCUGAAGUGGAGCUGACGGCCGUAUCAGACCGCAUGCUUGUUCUAGCAUGUACCCUGGUGUGGCUAUUGUGUGACUAUAUCGUUCAACGUCUAUGUCCCUUCCCUCCAGCUGCGGAGGCGUACAAAAUGUACUUUGGCGAUGAGCUGCACGAGGCAAGUUUGUUUCUGUCUGUGGCUUUCGGGUUGGCUGUUGCGGGCACCCGCGGAGCAGUCAUGCCGGUGCUUUGGUUGCUGACUCUUCUUGCUUUGGGAUGGCUUUGCGAGAAGCACCUGGAGUACUCAAACUGCAGCGCGCAGGUUGGCCAGAUCCUGCUCCUGUGCGUGCGUGGAACGCUGGUGGCUCUCUUCCUGUGGGCAGCGCCGGUGUUGUGGCUGCUGUGGUUCCGCAUUUUCAGGCGCGGUCGCCGAGCCGAGGCCUUGACAUUCCAAGAAGAUGGCUCUCUGAUGAUAUUUCAGCCCGGCCAAAGGUUCAAGGUGUUUGCCAAACAGCAUCCACCAUCGUUUUCACAGCGAGAGUUAAUGCUUGACGGUUUCUUUUACGGAGGAGGAAGCGUCAGUGAAAAACAACUGGUUGUUCACCGUGCGGCUAUUGCGUUUUCAUCUCUCAGCUUGAGCGCACCAGACUUUACCUGCUGCAGCACGAAGAAGAAGUCUACAGAUGGCGAACUUGGAGGUCACAAGGAGCAGCCAGCGAAAACAGUGGGACUUUCCCUGGACUGGACAGUUCGUACCAUCGACGGCCUUGAAGUUGACAUUGAGGAGCCUGACCUCUACAUCCCAACGAUGGGCUUUGUCACUUAUGUUGUGCUUUGUGGCGUUGUGCGGGGUAUUCAGGAGACGUUUGCUCCUGAAGUGCUGUCCGCAACGAUCAGCUCAGCUUUGGUGAUCCUGGUGGUUGAGAUGGCAGUGAUGAAGGGAGCCCUCUUCAUGGCUGGAGCUGUUAACACACCGACGCUAGACCUGCUGGCAUUGCUUGGGUACAAGUUUUUCUACUUGUCUCUGCAUCUGGGACUCGGCCUCCUUGCCGGACAUGGCCGCAGACCAUCAGGCUUCUUUUACAGCUUGCUGGUCGGGGGUCUGCACCUGACCUGCGGCAUCGCGCUCUGGCAGGCCUUGAGGCGGCUCGCUCGGAUGCAGCCGUCGCAUGGUCAGGAAUGUGUAACAGACAUGCACCAGAUGUGCAUCAAGGUGCUACCCGUCCUACAAGCAGCUGUGUGCUGGCUGCUGCUCCCGUCUUGGCCGAAGGCGGCACUCGUGAGCGUAAGCGUUCAAGAGGAGGUUACCAUCGUCGUCACAACAGUCGCUGCGUCAGUGCUGAGCGGAAAUUCCAGCGCAGUCUGA